GCGCCAUCUGGUUGGUGUUAAAAGGUAGCUAGCUUCCAAGGGGAACCCAUUUGCAGGACCCGGACCACACGACCAUCAAGAUCAAAUUGCUGUAACUUAUCACCUUCAGGUGACGGAGGAACAUAUACGCUUCGUUAUACUUGGAAUCAGUAAAGUGUCUACAUGGCAGUCAGAAGGGGCCACAUUCGAUACCUAAAAGUGUGUGAAGUGCAAAGCUGUCAGGGCAACGACAGAGAUUCACAGUCACACAUGAAAUCUGAGGCGUAUGAUAAUGGGUACGAGGACCAUAUGGGAGACGAGCCCAAGGACGCCAAAACCAACCUGAUCGUUAACUACCUGCCGCAGAACAUGACGCAGGACGAGCUCCGCUCCCUGUUCAGCAGCAUCGGGGAGGUGGAGUCUGCCAAACUCAUUAGGGAUAAAGCGGCAGGUAAUCCUUAUCAGAGAAACCAGAGCCACAGUUUAGGGUACGGAUUUGUUAACUUUGUUAACCCUAGUGAUGCAGAAAGGGCAAUCAGUACUCUCAAUGGGCUGAGACUACAGUCUAAAACUAUCAAGGUCUCCUACGCUCGUCCGAGCUCCGAGACCAUCAAGGAUGCGAACCUGUACAUCAGUGGCCUGCCGAAGAACAUGACCCAAAAGGACGUUGAGGACAUGUUCAUGCGCUUCGGCCGCAUCAUCAACUCACGGGUACUGGUGGACCAGGCCACAGGUAGUCUGUCCCGGGGCGUGGCCUUCAUCCGGUUUGACAAGCGCAUGGAGGCCGAGGACGCCAUUAAGCACCUGAACGGCACGAAGCCUCCUGGUGCCGCCGAGCCAAUCACGGUGAAGUUCGCAGCCAAUCCCAACCAGGCCAGGAACUCCCAGCUGCUCUCCCAGCUCUACCACAACCAAUCACGACGCUUCAACGGGCCAGUGCAUCACCAGGCACAGAGGUUCAGGUUUUCCCCCAUGAGCGUGGAUCACAUGGGCAGCGUGUCGGGGAUGAAUGUGCCCGGGAACUCUGCGUCGGGCUGGUGCAUCUUCAUCUACAACCUGGGCCAGGACGCAGACGAGGGCAUCCUCUGGCAGAUGUUCGGCCCCUUCGGUGCGGUCACUAAUGUCAAGGUCAUCCGCGACUUCAACACUAACAAGUGCAAAGGCUUCGGGUUUGUUACCAUGACAAACUAUGAGGAGGCUGCCAUGGCAAUUGCAAGCCUCAAUGGUUAUCGCCUAGGAGACAAAGUCUUGCAAGUGUCUUUCAAAACAAGCAAGUCUCACAAGUAGACUAUUUUUGUACACAGGGUGGAGGAUGAAGGAGGUGUUUGUAAAGCCUGAUUGUAGAAAUGUUUUUCUUUUUUAAAUAACUGUAUAAAUAGAAUUUCUACAUCUGUAAUGUGCAUCUUUGUCCUAGAGAGUAGGUGUAGAUAUCUUAUUGGAUCUUGGAUUUAAAUGCAAAAUCUUUUUUUUUUUUUUUUUUUCCUCCAAGAUU
This is a messenger RNA of Alosa alosa (allis shad), 1471 nucleotides long. Its product is annotated as ELAV-like protein 1. Gene Ontology annotation, molecular function: RNA binding. The transcript is spliced from 8 exons. NCBI's taxonomy places the organism in Eukaryota, Metazoa, Chordata, Actinopteri, Clupeiformes, Clupeidae. Gene Ontology annotation, cellular component: ribonucleoprotein complex. The record is from RefSeq and is a predicted model, not a curated record. Bases 163 to 1266 code for a protein of 367 amino acids.